AGUAGUUUUUCAUAAAGGAGGGAUUAUAUCUUUUAAACUUGUUAAAACUAAAUUGUAGUGUGAAAACAGAAUAAAAAGAAUUAUGGCAACAAGUAUAUCUAUGCAGUUACUGGACUUUACGAUAGAAGGAGAUUUUCGUAAGGCAAAAGCUUUAUGUGAUGAAGCAACUGUGGAAAUUAACACGCUCGUAGAAAAAUGCGGUAAACAUUUCACAGACAGACAGCAACAAACUAUUGAGGAAGUUAGAAAAGUAAUAAACAGUUUGGUCAACAACCAGACAAAAUCAGCUAAAGUGAUAGCAACGUCAACAACUCCGAGGUUUUUUCAGCAUAUCGUAGCAACCUAUUUUAAGAGAGAGUCAAUGGAGGAAGUUCAAUCAUCUGAUAGAUCUAAUGGCAUUCAAAAACACAGCCAUGAGCAGAAAGGCGAAGAUAGUCGACACUUUGAACAAAAUAUGGUUAGUGGUCGGCGCAUGCAUACGAAUAGACAGUCGGACGGUGAAGUAUUUCAGAGAGAGCAAAGGCAAAUGAAGGAGGUUCAUCCAUCUGAUCGAUCUCGUGGCAUUCAAAAACACAAAAUCCAUGAGCAAAAAGGCGAAGAUUGUCAACAAAAUAUGGUUAGUGGUCGGCGCAUGCAUGCCAAUAGACAGUCGGACGGACCACGAGCGGCAAUUGGAGAUAAUAAUCAGACAGAAACACAUCAGAUCGGCACACAUGAAGAAUAUCAAAAAAUCAAGCUGGGUAAACAA
Molecule: messenger RNA, 748 nt
Organism: Ruditapes philippinarum (Manila clam)
Lineage: Eukaryota; Metazoa; Mollusca; Bivalvia; Venerida; Veneridae
Exons: 2
Source: RefSeq, a predicted model, not a curated record